GUGAAAUGCAUUGUGGGUCUACUACUGAGACUGGAGCUGGAGCUGGAGGCUGCGAGCCGCCUCGGUAAACUAGCAGCAGAUGCCGAUAUGUCACUUCGCCGCCAAUGUCCUACUUUCUUUGAAUAAAGCUUGGGAUAAAGAAUAAAUAGCGGACAAUGGACUCCCCAGAAGCAGUGGCGUUAACCCACAGUGAAAGAAGAGAAGACACAGCGCCAAGCACAUCAAAUACAUCUGGUCAAGGAGACGAUGGACCAACAAAGCCAAGGAAGCCAUCUUUGAAGAGGACCAAUGGUAAGCCUACAAAUGCAAAAGCCAAGAAGCAUAAAAAGGCCAGAGUCUCCAGGCCUGCCCAGCUUGGCUACACUGUCCAUCAAGGGGAAGACAUGCUUCUUGUCAUAUCGAGUUCUACUUCUCAGUACGAUGGUUCAGCCUGGGCCCCCCCAAAGAAGGGAAGCAAAAAGAAGAAGCUUGUGAAAGGAAAAGGGAAAGCUAAUCAGAUUAAGAAAAUAAAGACAGUCCGUACAAGGCCUAAACUGGCAAAUAAGCCAGUUGCCGAGGAAAAAGAGGACACUAACUUGUUUGUGCCGCAGAAAGCGACAGACCACAGAUGGGGUCAGAGUCUUCCUGAGGAGGUGCUCAUCAGUAUUUUUCAGAUGGUGGUCGUCCAAGAUGGUGCUGUACCGUUUCUCUGCAGGGUGGGGAGAGUUUGUCGUCUGUGGAACGCUGCUGCCUCCAGUCCGGCCCUGUGGCGUAAAGUGACUGUAGGUCACUGCUGGAUCGCACCAGGGAAAUCCCAGCUACCUAAAACUGAGAAGAAGAUUAAAGACACUUUCAACUGGCUGGCACAGAACAGAUUCUCUCAGCUACGAGACUUCUCUCUCUGUCACUGGUCAAAGAAUGUUACCUAUGCAGUAGAGGUUGUGUCUCAGUUCUGCCCUCACCUUCGCUCCCUGAAGCUCUCCUACUGUACGGGCCUGACAGCGACAGCCUUCCACACACUUGCUCUACACGGCCGGUCUCUACAAAGCAUGAAUCUCCAGUAUUCUGAGUUUCAGGUUGAGGGACUCCUGGAGUACCUCGAAAAUCACGGGAGCCAGAUCAAACAAAUCUUGUUCACUCAUGGACUAAAGAAUGACAGACUUCUGACUGCCAUCACCAAGGGGAAUUGUCCUGAUUUGGAGUUCCUGGAGGUCAACACAAAGCUCGACAGUAAAGAUUGUGAACUUCCCGUUUGCAUCCAGGCACUACAGAUGGCAUGCCCUAAACUCAAGACCUUCCGGAUGCUGAAUGUCAGACCUCUGCAUAAGACGAUGCGUAAUGGUGCUGACUCGCCAUCAGGCUUCCCGUUGCUGGAGGAGCUGUGUAUCGCAACCACCUCCUAUUCCUACAUGACUGACAAAGACUUGUGGGACAUCCUCUUUGGCUCCACCAGGCUGCGGGUGUUGGACCUGCGAGGCUGUUCUCGAAUCACACCAUACGGUCUCACAUUACUACCAUGUCUUGAGCUUGAGUGUCUGUUCUGGGGACAGUACUUCAGCAGCAAUGUUGGGUUGCCAUCACCUAAGAAGGGGCUUCACACGGUGACCCAGAAGUGGAGUCGCACACUGCAACAGCUUGACAUCGCAAACCAGCUCUUCGCCGAGGAGGACUUGGAGACAGCGAUGAGUCACCUUGCUCACGGCACAGAGGCAGAUACCCUUCGUUCACUAAACCUGAGUGGGACCAGGAUCACACCGCCUGCCCUCAGGCCUGUCAUCGGCCAAAUGACUGCUCUAAGCUACCUCAACCUUUCAUCCUGCCGUUAUCUUCCAAGAGGACUGAAGAGAAUUUAUCGUGGCCAAGAGGACAUUCGCCAGCUGCUCGACAAAUUGGAGUAGUUGUCAUAUUCAUUUGGUUCCAAAAAUAGUUCCAGGCUUAAAACACGCAUCUUUGUGAAUUAUGUGGUUAUGAUGGAUUGUUGUUUAGAUAUUUUUAAUUUAUUUGUAAAUGGGUUUUUUAAAUAUAUGUAUACCAUACACAUAAAACAGUCAAUGUUACUGUUCUAGAAAGCAAGGGUGUGGAAUCCACUUACUCAUAGUAAGAGCACAGUCUACUCUACAUGUCGCUUAAGGGGUGACAUUGACAUUUUUGGAAUUUAAUACAUUUAUAUGAAUUACCUUAACUGUUAAUCUACAGGGAUAAUUAGUUGUGUAUAACUGGGUUUCCUGGAUUUUUGAAUUUCUUUUCUAUUCUUUUUUUAAAUACAUUUUUACACCACGUUACAAUAAUGCCAGACAAAAGUGUGUGAAGAAAUAUUUGACAUUAAAAAUUAAUGUUCAAAAGGUCA
This is a messenger RNA of Cyclopterus lumpus (lumpfish), 2326 nucleotides long. It is a transcript of the gene fbxl6, whose product is annotated as F-box and leucine-rich repeat protein 6. Lineage: Eukaryota; Metazoa; Chordata; Actinopteri; Perciformes; Cyclopteridae. The record is from RefSeq and is a predicted model, not a curated record. The transcript is spliced from 10 exons. Gene Ontology annotation, biological process: SCF-dependent proteasomal ubiquitin-dependent protein catabolic process. Gene Ontology annotation, cellular component: SCF ubiquitin ligase complex. Gene Ontology annotation, molecular function: protein binding. The coding region runs from base 156 to 1877 and encodes 573 amino acids.